This is a messenger RNA of Alternaria atra, 3255 nucleotides long. RefSeq lists its product as uncharacterized. Bases 1 to 3255 code for a protein of 1084 amino acids. Gene Ontology annotation, biological process: protein phosphorylation. The record is from RefSeq and is a predicted model, not a curated record. Lineage: Eukaryota; Fungi; Ascomycota; Dothideomycetes; Pleosporales; Pleosporaceae. The transcript is spliced from 3 exons. Gene Ontology annotation, molecular function: ATP binding; protein kinase activity.
AUGGAUUACGGAUAUUCGCCCAGUCGCGAAUGUGGCACCAUGCACUUUCCCUCACCAACGGGACCCCACAGCUAUCGACUCGACAGCACCCAUUUCUCCCACCUCCAGGAGCUCCGACGCUCUCUCUCGCGCUCACCAUCAAAACAGUCGCGUUUCCAGCUCCGCAACUCCGACACGCCCCGCUCUCCCAUCUCUCCUCUCGCCAUUGCGCGCGCAUUCUCCCCCAAGGCGCACAAGGUUACAAGCCCCAUCGCGAAUUUCCCUGAGUCACCGCUGGCGCAAGCUGCUCCUGCCAAGAAGAAGUUCUCUCUGCGACGCUCAGGCCCUUUCCGGUCAUCACCGCGCACGCGCAACAGCAAUUCCAAGAGCCCGCGGCGACGCGCCUUAGCCGAGUCCACCGACGUUGGCAACGCAACCCCCUUCAUUACGCGACAAUCACCUGGCCAAGAAAACACCUGCGCGCGACGACCGAGCGCAGAGUCCCCGGACACCAUGGACAUGGACAAGCGACUAGAGGUAGACGACAAGCCCAUCAAGUUCGAGUUUGCGCGUCGCCCCGAACUGUCGCCCGCGCCCCCCGCAAAGUCAAGCCCACUCAAGCGCAACGAUGGACUCAUGAACCUCAGCGGAUCGCCCGGCAGCAGCCCCAUGGCGAAGCGCCGAAGCUUACACGGCGUGUCGAGCCUCGGAAACGACUUCGAGAGCAUAUUCGACCCAACCCCCGCACCGCGCAUCUCUGCUGAUGAGAGCUCGCGCUCGUACAACGACCUGACCAACGGCUUCUCUUUCAACAGCUCACCUAUAUCUGGCGCGACAUCACCCAUCCGCCGGACAACGUCACUGCGGAGGUCGACCCUAUCGCAACGAUCCAACACUCCGCGCAAGCCGAGUCACGACAGCGAGUUCGCCAUGCCUGGACCAGCUGCCUCCAAAACGCGCAAUCGCGUGUCGAUGGAUAGCACUUUCAACCAAUCAAUACAGACACCGCCUGUCCAGACGCCAUUCCGCAAGUCAACCUUCGACGCCGGACGCAUGGGCUUGCCAACGCCAUUUCCUCGUGGUGGAGCCGGAGCAGCACAACCGCACCCACUAUCACAUGCACAUACACCAUCCUCUGCUUCAUCCAGCGUACACGGCACACCAAUGGCCCCUCCCCGAGCUCCAGCAGUUCAAUGGGGCGCCCCGCCUCCAAUGCCCGCAAACCCACAUUUCUCUCGCUCACUUCCGAUUGGCAUCGGGCGCCCAUAUGCGCCGGACGGUGAGCAGUCAUCGCAAGACUCAUUCGACACGCCGUUCAAGAUCGCGCCGUCGGCACCUGUCGCCUUCUCGACCGGCCUUCUAUCCAAGAAGAAUCGCAAUGCGGACGAGCCAGCAGCAGGUGGCGUCUAUGUCAUGCCUGACACGCCAUCGAAGCGUCAGUCGUUUCCUCCAGCUGCAGGAGAACGCACCGUAGACCUUGACACACCCUUGGUCAAGAGGAGCGGCAGCCUCUUCGGCAACGAAGCUCGACCGCAGCAUCAAUUUGGUACCCCUAGCACGCCAUUUAGUGCGAGUGUAUCAAACGUAUCAAAGUUCACGACAGAUUCAUUCGGUAAGCGACCAAGCAUCUUUGGCGGCAUGGGCAGUACCAUGCAACGCCGAGGAAGCUUCGUAAGUAUCGACGGAGACAACGAUGAAGAUGUCCAGCCGGACACACAAUCACCGACAGCGAACCGGAUGGGUGACAGUCAAUCGAGUGCGGAUGACAUGCCACCCACACCGACUAAGCCUAGUGGUGGGUCUAGUCGUCGCUCCAAGGAGAGCAGCCUGCGCCGUAAGACGUUCCGCUCGCGCCCUUCUAUUGGCCAAGACACAUUUGCAGUACCCGACAAUGAUGGUCGGCCGACGACAGCUGGAAGUCUCUUCGGCGCACCAUCACCGCAGACGCCCGCGCACGAAUCCUUUGGUCCCCCUGAUGCGAGCAAGCUUUCGAUUUCCGGUAACCGACGGGGAUCUUUCCCUUUCAACAGCAGCUUUGGCUCUUUUGCGCCUGCCACCCCGACAACGCCUCGUGAUUCUGGCUUCUUCGGAAGUGUCCAAGGCGCCAUCCCUAUCGGCCUAACUAAGAAUGAUGUGGAUGAGUCCUUGAGUGAAAGGUUCCACGAGAUCAAGCCUCUUGAUGGCGGAGAGGGCGAGUUUUCCACGGUCUAUCGUGUGAGCCAGCCGGUCAAGAUCUCGCCACUAAGGUCACCCGCUGGCAGCCAGGUAUGGGUCGUAAAGAAGUCGAAGAAGCCGUACAUCGGCGCAGGUGACCGUCAAAAGAAGAUGCGCGAGGUCGACAUCCUCUACGCUCUCCAGGGCCACGAGCAUGUGUUGGACAUCAAGACCCACUGGGAAUUUGAUCAACACCUAUACAUCCAGACCGAGUAUUGCGAGGGCGGUAACUUGAGAAAAUAUCUCGACACCGUUGGCUUUAAUAGCCGUCUCGAUGACUUCCGCAUCUGGAAGAUCCUGCUCGAACUUCUGAUGGGUCUCAAGUCCAUUCAUGACGCUGGCUAUAUUCAUCUCGACCUCAAGCCCGCCAACGUCCUUAUCGACUUCGAGGGCGGACUGAAGAUCGCAGACUUCGGUCUAGCGAGCCAGUGGCCAGCCCCAGCUGGUAUCGAUGGCGAAGGCGACCGCCACUACCUCGCACCCGAGCAACUCUCCGGCCGAUUCGACAAGCCUGCCGAUGUCUUCGCCCUUGGCAUGAUGCUAGCUGAGAUUGCCGGUAACUGCGUCAUUCCUGAGAAUGGCGACUACUGGCAAAAGCUGCGGUCGGGCGAGUUUGAGAACGUACUUCCUAGCCUGACCUGGAGCGCCGACAGCAGCACACUUAGUCGGGACUCCCAUGGCGAUCCAGUCUCUGAGACGGCUAGACCUUCCAUGGACGGUUUUCUCAUGUCGGACGCCGCUGAAGAUUCGAUGGCGUCACUUAUGGUUAAGCCGGCUUCUAACCCUGAAGAGGAGCUGGCCCGCGCACCUUCAUUCAUGGUGCAGCGCAACGAUCCUAACUCGAUGGACCAUAUCGUCUACGCCAUGCUGAACCGAGACCCCGAUAUGCGACCGACUGCGGAGCAAGUACUCCAAUGUUACGGCUGCCGAUGGGUCGAGUCAAGACGCCGCGCUGGUGCCACCAUUUACGAAGGCAACUUCGGGCCCAGCGAUGAAGUUCUUGCCACCUACGCUGGUGAAUACCAGGACGGCGUAUUUGAGGACAUGAUGGAUAUGAGCUAA